AUGGUUCACUCGUCGGCCUUCCAUCCGUACACCCGUCCAACGGUUCCGAAUGCGAAUCAAGUGGACGAGAGUCUCAGGUACGUAAUCCCUUCCGAGUCAGAUCAUUCGGGUCGAGCAGGUACAUGAGCAAUAAGUCUCUCUCUCUCUCCGGGAAAUUGCCCCGGGCCCUCGGAGCACAGAAAAAACGGCUCUCUUUUACUAUUUGCGGAGUGUAUGCACAUAUUAAUAUAUAUAUACUUCUCCUCCUCCUCCUUCUUCUCUUUAUUUCUUCUUCUCCAUAUAUAUUUAUCGCUGGCGACGCGCCUGCCGAACCGAAUCAUAAUCUGACGUGCUCCGUGGGGGUGAAAGAGAGAGCUCCUCCGGCACAAAAUAAUUAGAGAAACGGCGGUGGCCGUGUCACUUCUCACAUGUUUUGCGCGAGUUUUAAUUAGUUCGCAGUGACACACACACACACAUGUACAUACAAACACGCUAACAAAUUGUAAAUAGAGCGGGGAGCUGAAUAGAUUUUAAUUGGACGUACUGCAUUCGCAGAUCUAAAGUUCAGAAAAUAAAGGAAUCACUUUCAGAUUCCUGUUCAAUUCGGAGGCUCUUCUUGCUCUCGCCCAACUCCAGAACUCUUCGAAGGUGAUGUCUGUCGAGUCGCCGAAGCAGUUGUCCCCUCCGACUUCCGCUCCGAUCCUGACUCCGAACCCGGUCUCCUCGACUUCCUCCUCUUCUUCUUCUUCUUCUUCUUCUUCUUCUUCUUCUUCUUCUUCUUCUUCUGGCUCAGAGCCGCUCCAGUCGCCAACUGCCACGAUGCCCCAUGAGAAAUCGCGAAGAAAGCGGACGACGUUCUCACCGGAGCAAGCGAUGCGUCUCGAAUCGGUAUGGGAAACGAGGAAGGGAACAGAGACCUUAUAGGUUGUUCGUUUCAGGAGUACUUGGGUGACAGCUACAUGGCUCGCGAAAAGCGCCUUCUUCUCGCCCAUUCACUGAAUCUUUCUGAGAAUCAAGUGAAGACGUGGUUCCAGAACAGAAGAGCCAAGGACAAGCGGGACAGGAAGAGUGACAAGUAAGUGAGGCCACUUGUGACAAGUCCACAUCUGUCUUUUUCAGUUCCUCGUUGACCGCUCACUCGAGAAGAUCCUCCCCAUCCCGCAAGUGCUCUUCCGAUUCCACACCGACUUCAUCUUCAUCUGCCGCUGCCGCUCCGACUGCUUCGUCCUUCAUUAUCCCGCCUUCCAUCACCCAUCAAGUGCAAACUGCCACGUCACCAACCACAGUCGAAGCUCUUCUGAUGUCGACCCCUGCUUCCCCGCCCGCCAGCAUCAUUCAUAAAGUGGAACAGUUUCCCGCCCCACCGCCCCUUCCAAACCUUUUCCUCCCAAACAUUGACAACCUGAAUCUCUACCUGAAAAGUCUUCCUCCCUCGAUCCAGUCUCUGCUGGUCUCCUCGCCCUCUCCGGACUUAUUCAAUCACAAUCUCAUCGCCCCAUUCCCGCUGUCCCUCCAAUCGGCCACUAUCUGA
Caenorhabditis sp. 36 PRJEB53466 is the source of this 1510-nucleotide messenger RNA. The record is from the annotation of a GenBank genome assembly. Lineage: Eukaryota; Metazoa; Nematoda; Chromadorea; Rhabditida; Rhabditidae.